Molecule: messenger RNA, 1495 nt
Organism: Colletes gigas
Lineage: Eukaryota; Metazoa; Arthropoda; Insecta; Hymenoptera; Colletidae
Product: E3 SUMO-protein ligase ZBED1-like
Exons: 3
Coding region: 92-1495 (467 amino acids)
Molecular function (GO): protein dimerization activity
Source: RefSeq, a predicted model, not a curated record
UCCUACCACAGCCCAGUGCAAUAUUAUUUGUAAUAAAAAAUACAAAAUCAAACACAGCAACACAAGUUCUCUUCUACGACAUCUAAGAAUAAUGCAUGGUGCAGUAAUUAAUUCGAAAUCGACGACAUCGACCGAACCUGAUCCUACCACAGAAAAAACUAUUUCAUAUUUGGACGAAAAUUCAAGCAGAGCCCAACAAUUAACAUACGGAAUUGCACGCAUGAUGACACGAGAUUUGCAACCUUACAGCCUUGUGGAUGACGAUGGAUUCCUAACGUUAAUGAAGAUUGCAGAACCAAGAUAUAAAAUUCCUUCACGGACCACGUUUUCCCAAACAAUUAUCCCAAAAAUGUACGAGGAUCUGAAAGUACAUGUAAAAAACGAAAUAUCCACAGCAAUAAGAAGCAACAGUGUAUUUGCAUUUACGACGGACGGCUGGACGUCGCGAGCUGUGCAAAGUUACAUGUCGUUAACAGUACACUAUAUAACACCGGAGUUUGUGUUAAAACACAAUAUACUAAAUUUAGAACAUGUACCAGAAAAGCAUACUCACAAAUACAUACAAAGCACCAUAUUUAAUUCACUGCAAACAUGGAGUAUUGAUAUAGAGAAACCUGCAUUUUUUACUACCGAUAAUGGUCGUAACAUAGCAAAAGCAAUAAAUACAUAUGAAAAGUGGACGAGGAUUCCUUGUUUCGGUCAUUGUUUACAAUUAGUAAUAAAAUCUGCCAUGAAAAAUUAUAAAGAAUACGAAGAACUCCGGAAAAGAUGCCGAUCCAUAGUUACCUUUUUUGCAAAAUCGACCACUGCUAGAGAAAAAUUUAUGAAUGUACAGAAAACCUUAGACGAUAAACAAACACCAUUAAAAUUAAUACAGGAAGUAGAUACAAGGUGGAAUUCGACAUAUGCCAUGUUCAAAAGAUUUAUUGUGUUACAAAAAUCGUUGAAUGUAAUACUAUGUGAAGAAUACAUGCCAGAUAAUUUAACUAUAGAAGAGUGGAAUUUCAUGGAAGCCCUAAUAAUGAUUCUCGAACCACUAAAAGAGGCAACAGAAAAUAUGAGCGGAGAUUCGUAUCCUACCAUAUCCCACUACUUCCCCAUGUAUUUUGCAUUAAUGAACAUAUUACAAGAAGAAUCUGCAGAAAAUGCAUUAAUUACUAAUAUUUCCAACAGCGUUCAAAACGCAUUGAAGACGCUGGGCAACACAGAAGAAGGUCCAGAAACGUUUACAACGCGUAAAAAUAGAGAAAUACAAACAUGCUUCGCUGAAAAUUUAGUACCGCGGAAAACAAAUAUUAUAGACUGGUGGAAAUCAAAUCAGACACGAUUUCCAAUACUGUCUCGAGCAGCUAAAGAUUGUCUUGCUGUACCAGCAACACAAGUAAAAAGUGAACGCUUAUUUUCUACUGCCGGAAACAUAGUAAUGCAAACACGAGCACGAUUGCUGCCAGUAAAUGUACAAGGACUAUGCUUCUUACAUGAAAACUUAAAAUAA